AAAUGUUCUCUCACAAACUUCCAAGAGUAAACUUUGCAUAUCUACAACUGCUUUUGUUUUCUUUACAUCACUGUUACUCGAUAACAUUCUCAUUAUGAUGCAUCACAGUCGAAAGUACUCCCCACCGCGCUACUGCGUCGUCGUAACACCAAUAGAGGUGCCUCAGCUGAACCGAUUACCCACCUCACGGACGGAAGAAGGUGACCUGAUGGAAAGAGCGGAGAAGAAUUCACCCAGAGCCAAAUCUAGAAUGCGCAACGCGAAGCUGAAAGCGGUGAGGGGUCCUCCGUCUCCCCAGGGGUCCCGCGUGCCUGAAAACAAUGCGCAAAACGACGCGCUACCGCAGGCGGUGGAGAACGGUGGACCCCGAGCUAGAAAAAGGGGCUAUAAACCCCCGGAUGUGAGGACGAUAUUCGAACCCUCUGCCAAGGAUCCACGCGUGAAAGAGGAAAGAGGAGAGGGACACACGUUUUGUGAGGACGCGGCGCACUCAUGGUGCGAUGUGUGUUUCUUAUAUAUCUUCCAAGGUGGUCUGACAUGCACAGGUUGUAAAUACACGUGUCAUGCCCAGUGCCGUGACCAGGUGGCGCUAGACUGUCAUCAGAAUGGAUCUUCCAAUGGCUGCCUACUCAGUCCUCUUGCUCAGGACCACCUUAACAACAACCAGUCAUCACACAGCGAUGUGGAGAAAGAGAGAGAACUGCGCACUCAUCUCACACACGAGGAGAUCAGACAGAAGGUGGAGCAGUACAACGCCGCUUCACGGGACCACUUUAAAAUGACUCUGAAUUCUAACGGGUUGUACACCGGCUUCAUCAAGGUGCAGUUGGACCUGCGGAGGCCCAUCACAGUGAAAGCGGGCGGGGCAUGUGGGGUCAAAGGUCAGGAGGCAUUUUUCCUUCCGCGUGGCUCCAUAAACACCCUGCACAUCAGCAGCAACAACACGGUGCGACAGGUCAUCCAAGCCCUGCUCAACAAAUUCACUGUGGCCGACAACCCCGCCAAGUUCGCCUUGUUCAAACUCUUCAUCCGAGAAGACCAAGUAUACACCUGUAAGCUGUCAGAGGAUGAACACCCUCUCUUCCUGCGUUUAGUGGCGGGACCCAGCAAAGAUACACUCAGCUUUGUCCUGAAGGAAAAGCAAACCGGUGAAGUCAUGUGGGACGCCUUCUCUAUUCCUGAGCUGCACAACUUUCUCCGCAUCCUGGAUAAAGAGGAACAGGACCAGAUCUGUGUGAUAACCAGACGCUACAGCAGUUACAAAGAGAAACUAGAGGAGGCCAUGAGAGCUGUGGGCGGCCCGGGCUAAUGCUAAUGUCUAGACAAGAGAAUUAGCCCCUAGUGGUCACUGUGUGUUAUGAACACUGUUAGGUGCCAAGCAGAUACCCGCUUGCAAAAACUCCAAAAGAGGAGAACACUGGACUCUUUCACCUCUCUGAAUGCAUCACGAGUGCCAUAUUUGCCCUCCUACUCUCUCUUGCUCUUCACAGUUUCAACCGCUGCGGUUAUUUGUAUUUUAUUUUUUUCUGAACUUUUACCUCUUGAUCUUGUGAACGAUGCAAAUGUGAAAACCAGAUCAUAUCUGGUUUUUAUUUCAUUGUUAGAUGCUGUGGUUUGUAUAUAUUUUUGUUUGUUGUUUUUAAUUUAUGUGGGUGAAGAUUUUUUUUUGUUUGUUUUUUUAUUAUGAGAGAGUCUUAUUUUAUUUCAGAUAUGUGUAUUGACCAGAAACUGAUGGGGAUUGUUUUGUUUUAUAUAUAUAUAUAUAUAUAUAUAUAUAUAUAUAUAUAUAUAUAUAUAUAUAUAUGACUCAGUGUGCCCUACCAAAGAUAGUGUUGGUGUUUGAUGUGCUGUUGACAAGAUUGACAAAUGUAGCAUGUUAGGAAGAUGACUUAAACUGCAAAUCACAUGCCACGUGUGACCAAACAAAAGAGAGAAAAGAUUUCGUAUUGACAGGAAGUGUAUGGUUGUGAUUAGAGAACAGUAAAUUGUCACGUUGUAGAGCGAGAAAGUGAAGACAAAGGCAAGAAGAGAGGCAUUUAACAUGUUAUAGUGAUUAGUUGCUGAAGGAAUGGCACAAAAUGAAACUUAAAAACAACCUUUCUUGGGUUAUGUGGUGGAAUUGGAACAGAACAGAUAUCGGGAAGUUAGCAAAUGUGUGUAGAGGAUGUUGGAAACCAUGCGAAGGGAGCUGUCCCACACUGGUCUUGGAGCAAAUGGAGUUUGCUUCCUGACCUCUGCUCUUCUGAAGAUGUGACUGAUGUUGUUUAGGGUCUUUUUUGUGUUGGUUUGUGUUCAUAAGGUUGUGAUGUUAAACGGCCAUGGGUUUGAAAACACAAUCACAGUGAACAAAGCAUGCGUUUUUCCGUCAUGCUUUUAAACCGGGGUGCCACUGCUUAUCAACCUUGAAAAAUGCAUUAAAGAGGAAGAUUACAAAUGAUGGAAUGUCAAAGCGUUUUCAAAACUGCUUCAUUUGAUGGUAAAACCGGAUUAAAGUAGAUUUGAGCUGUGCAAUGCUAUUAGAUGGUAAAAACGUAUUUACAUUGUGGUAUAAUCUUUUGUUUCCAUCUGUGAUUCAUGCAUAUACACAUAUUGUGAUGAUUUACCACAGAGUUACUGUAUUAGGAGUAUUCAAAUUUCUCUGUUCUGCCAAAAGAGCUUUAUUUUAGGGGUAUUUCUGCAUGGCAUUGAGUGGCACCGUACUAUGUUAUUGUGAUCACUCUCACAAUGUGGCUGAAACUUUACUGUUAUUAUGUACAGAAUGCAGCCAAUAGUCAAGGCUACUUUGUCACAGCACACAGGGUCAACAAUGGAACAGUUUUAAAUGAUACUUGUGUAUCUUAUUUAAUAUAAAGACACAUUUAUAUUUUAAUUUCUUUAAGCCAGUGCUGCAUGACAGUUUUCUGAUGGGUACUGCACCAUAAUUUUGUGUCUUUGCAAUGGCCACUGUGCCACAUGCAUAGCGAGCUAGUGGCACCUUGUGGUCAACUGCUGUAAUUACCAAUCUCUGCAGUCUUAUGGCUCGCCUGUCAGUCAAUUAUCUUAAAGACACAGUUUUUAUUUUUAUUUUGUUAUUAUUAUGAUUGGUUCUAUAGCCUUUAACCAAAUAUUUAGUUGAAAUCUAAAGUUUAGUUUAAGUUUGAAACAAAUUGCCUGGUGCAAUCAAUUUGUACACCUUAUUAAAGUGAGGUUAAUUUACAGUAUAUCUAUAUUGUCAAAUGGUGUUACCAUGGCAACUUUAAUUGUAAACACUGGUGAAUAUAAAUCAGAAUAACUAGUGUAAUUUUUAUGUGAAUACAUCACAAUAGUCUCAAAAUAUGCAAUCAAAAUAAAGGGUUGUCAGGGGGAAAACGGUAAUCGUAUGAAUGCUUUAAGGGCACUUUAUGUUUUAAUUCAGGGAUUUGUUUUAUUUUUAUUUUAUUAGUCAUCAGAUGCCUAUGGUCUUCCACUGUUUUAAAACUACAUUGCGUCAAGUGGAAACUCGGUUAUGUGUUUUUUUUUGUUUUGUUUGUUUUUUGUUUUUAAUUCAAGCUGUUUAUGUACUUGAUUUUAUAGUUCAUAAAGUUCAACAAGCUUCUGUUUGUAGAGUAAGACUGUGAAUGAAUGUUUUGAAACUGUAAUGCUUAUAUUCAUGCGUUGUAAAGGUGUGUGGAUGUGAGCAUAUUGAAUAUACAUGCAUGUGUUAAUUCAUGUUAUAUUAAUUCAUGGCUGUUUUAGGACAUCACUGGGCCAGUGCUGUUGAGAUUUCUGUUUAACAGCAUAUUUAGCGAUUGCUCACAAAACCCAUACUCUAUAUAUGCCAAAACAUGAAUUAUCUCAUUUUGUUCCACAGUUGCAGGUUAUGUCCAUAUGACAUGAACUGGUUUUGUGACGGUAUGUUUUAUCUGCAGAGAUGAAAAGGGGGGCAUAUACAUAUCUCUCUCUACCAACCAGCCACUUACAGCAGUCCCAUUCUAAAAGUAUUUUGGUAUUGGAACUGUAAGCAGAGGUGGCAUAUGGGGAUGAACAUUGUCUAUGAGAUCGGUUCAGAAGAUACAGUGCCUCACUGAUUGUAGAUUGGUAGAAUCCAAAUACAUCCAGAUGUCAUGCAUUUUUGACAGUGAUGGAGGUUUUCUGUGGGUAACUUAAUUUGUAUUGUUACCGAUCGUGGCCUUUGUUGUUAAAGACCUUGUUUCUUUAAAUAAAGAUUAAAUGUUUCUAAAUUCA
Molecule: messenger RNA, 4203 nt
Organism: Myxocyprinus asiaticus (Chinese sucker)
Lineage: Eukaryota; Metazoa; Chordata; Actinopteri; Cypriniformes; Catostomidae
Product: ras association domain-containing protein 3-like
Exons: 6
Coding region: 95-1309 (404 amino acids)
Biological process (GO): signal transduction
Cellular component (GO): cytoplasm
Source: RefSeq, a predicted model, not a curated record